AUGGUAGAUGAAGAAGAUUCCGAAUUCAAAAGAUGCAUAAACAGCAUCCUGUCCAAAUCGACAAAACAAGAUAACUUCCUCAAGUGCAUCAAUCUUCUAGGGAUUAAAACCGACCAAUUUAAUAUAAUUCAUGUUAGCGGAACAAAUGGAAAGUCUUCCGUGGCAUUCAAGGUCUCAAAAUGCCUAAUUUCACUAGGACUAAAGGUCGGCUUGUUCACAUCUCCGCAUAUUUUUGAGUAUACUGAAAGGGUUAGAGUUCAAUGUGUACAGAUUCCAAAACGAGACUUUGUUAGGAUAACUGAUUAUAUCUUCUCAGUUGUUGGGGAUAUGCCAAUUCAUUUCUUCUCCACCAUUCUCUUGAUAUCUUUGGUCUAUUUUACUGAAAAAAAGGUGGAAUGGGUUGUUCUGGAAUCUGGCAUAGGAGGACUUCUUGACCCUACUAACUUUGCACCUAACACUAAAGCGGUAGUUAUAUCUUCAAUUGGCUACGACCAUAUGGAGAUCCUUGGAAAAACUCUGGAUGAAAUAGCCCUGCAGAAAGCCGGGACCAUAAAGAGAGGAUCAGUUGUGGUUCUGGGACCAAACUGCCAUAAAGAUGAGAUUUUUGAGAACAAGGCUAGGGAAGUCGGAGCUAGGGUAAUAAAGAAUAACAAGAAAGACUUUGAAUCCUUUGAUGAGGAGAAUACAGAAACUUCCAGGCUAGUUGUCGAAGAAGCCUUGGGAUUGGGAGUGGCUAACAUUUCGGCACUCAGUUCAAGGCUUAAAAUGAGAAUGAAAAUACUUUCCAAACAAGAGUGUGAAGCGGUAAAGAACCAUGUUUUGUCUAAAUACCCAUCACUAGUUCCUAAAUUGAACGAAUUUGGUAUUCCAAAGGCUGUUGUUCUUGACAUUGCCCAUAACAAUACUGCAAUCAAUAGGCUAUGUUCAGAUUUGUUCAAGGUUUAUGGUGGGAAUGCUGUUUUUUGUGUUGCAAUUUCGUUAAAUAGGACCUUGAGUAUUUUCAACCCUCUUGUGUCAUUUCUAAAUAAAGAUUCAAGACGGUCAAUUGAGAUUUUCUACCUUGAUGUAAACCACUCAUAUUGUCGAACACUAAAAGAUGUGGAUUCUGAUUUGGAUAAAGUCGAUUUACAUCCAGAUGCAAAGAAAAUUCUUAAAUCCGGCCUCGAUAAGACAAGACUAAUUUGUUCCACAGAGUCGAGCGGAUUUAACUACUCAAAUGAAGUUUUAGGUAUAUAA
This is a messenger RNA of Theileria annulata, 1236 nucleotides long. Its product is annotated as dihydrofolate synthase/folylpolyglutamate synthase, putative. Gene Ontology annotation, biological process: folic acid-containing compound biosynthetic process. The record is from RefSeq and is a predicted model, not a curated record. Gene Ontology annotation, cellular component: mitochondrion; cytoplasm; cytosol. The transcript has 7 exons. The coding region runs from base 1 to 1236 and encodes 411 amino acids. Gene Ontology annotation, molecular function: tetrahydrofolylpolyglutamate synthase activity; dihydrofolate synthase activity; ATP binding. NCBI's taxonomy places the organism in Eukaryota, Apicomplexa, Aconoidasida, Piroplasmida, Theileriidae.